Messenger RNA from Gastrolobium bilobum, 1627 nucleotides. Its product is annotated as CLAVATA3/ESR (CLE)-related protein 25-like. NCBI's taxonomy places the organism in Eukaryota, Viridiplantae, Streptophyta, Magnoliopsida, Fabales, Fabaceae. Bases 660 to 950 code for a protein of 96 amino acids. The transcript has 2 exons. The record is from RefSeq and is a predicted model, not a curated record.
UUUUACUAUAAUAUUUACAUGGGAAUGUUGUCGUUUGUUGGUGGUGUGUGAGGAUCUUCUUUACCAAGCUUAGCGCAUGCAGUCCAUAACAAAUAAUGCAGCAAAUUUUAUUCUAUCCUUUCUCCUUCCCUUGUUGAUUCCGGAGGCAUUCAGAGUAUGACACUACAUGCAAGGCAACAUAUUAUUUUCCUUUUACACCAUUGUACGUAAAGAAUGACAGGAUAAGGAGUCUUUUGGAACCGUAGUUGCAUGAAAAUACACACAUCAAAGCAAAAGAAUAGUGUCGUAUUGGAACCUUUCUCCGUAUAAAGCAAAGUGUUGCAUCUAUGACACGCUCGAAACCAGCUAAGCCUCUCUCUCUCUCUCUCUCUGAGUUCGAGAAAGUGCAACAUAAUCCUCCAACCUAUAAAGAAAACCAACCACCCCCCUUAAUCCUUCGUAGUAAAAAAAUUCUUGGCUUAACUCACCCUUCUUUCUCUCCCUGUAUUCUCUUCCUCUCUUGUCUUCUUUUCACACCAAUUUCACUUCAAUCAUGAUGCAAUGAUAGGCUUUUCUGUUUUUCUCUUCAUCUAUAUGUCAUAGCACACUGAGGCAUCUCCUUCAUCCUAUGACAUAAAAAUAUAUACAAAUACAUAUAAUCAGGAAAAAAAAAUUUGCAUAUGGCUACUAGUAGUAGUUCUUUCCUUUCAAGGUUCUUCUUUCGAGCUCUUGCAGUGGUGUGGCUUCUUUGUCUUUUGGUUUUUGGAAGCUUAGUUAGUGGUGGAGGAACAAGACAACCAACUACACAAACAGAAAGACUCAAGCAUGAGCAAGUGGUUGGUAGGGAUAAGCCUGUCAACCAUGCAGAAUUGGAUUUCAACUACAUGAGCAAAAGAAGAGUUCCCAAUGGACCAGAUCCUAUCCAUAACAGGAGAGCUGGAAAUUCUGGUCGACCUCCUGGUCAAGCAUAAUCAAUUAGGAAUUAGACAAGCUUCAGCAACUUUGCAGAAGAAGACAUGCACAAGAUGUUGUUAGCCAUGUACUUCUAAGAACUGGGAGUGACUUCAUAUGUACCCUUGACUUGAGCUUCUUAGUAUUCCAGCUUGCAUGCAAGGGCUAAACUAACUUGCGGAAAUUGAUUUGUCAUGGGGGAAGAGUUGGUGGCCUAAAGAGGAAAAAGAGAAAAGGAAGCUUGUCCCAUAGAAAAUAAGCUCAAAAGAAUCAAAAGAAAGUUUGGUCAGUUUCUACACAAACUUCAAUUUAGUGAGUGUUUACAUUUGUUAUUGAACUUAUCUUGUGAGGAUGGAGUGAAGCGAGAUGGAUAGAGAGAGAGAGAGAGAGAUGAAGAGUGUCACGAAUUUCAAUUGAAUUGAAAUCUGUGCUUGCAUGUAAAGCAAUUAACUUAACUUUAAAGUUUAAAAGCCAGAAAGAUAUAUUGUACAAGAUGUUGUUGCAACAGCAGCAGCCAUGCAUGCUUUGGAGGACUAUAUCAAGUGCAAGUGUCUAUGUUAAAAAAAGAAAAGAAAAGAAAAGAUAGUAUUGGCUUUGCAUUGCUCACUAUCAAGUUUGGAAUAUCUGUUUUUUAUUAUUAUUAUUAUUAUUAUUUAUUGUAAAGAUUAGCUAUGAGUUCCUAAAGUAAAGUAAAUUC